AUGACAUUUGCACCUCGACUAUUGCAAUGUAGUGCUGAUACUUUGGCACAACUAUCCAUACUAUGCGGACUUCCUGUGCAGUCCACGAAGGCGGCAAGAACCCAGUCAUUGCUUGACGGGUUGAAAAUAGGUGCCAAAUUGCCCACAAAUAUGCGAGUAUUGGCUGUUGAUAUGGGUAUCAAGAAUUUCUCCUAUUGUCAAACUGUCGCCAAAUCGAAACCCACGAUUGAAAAAUGGACAAAAGUCGACUUGAAUAAUGAAUACGGAGCCACGUUCAAGGCAUUGACAAGCGAUCCUGGCUCGUUGAUCGAUUCGAGACGCUACCUUAGUCAUUUGGCAUACAACAUUGUUUCCACCAUAAUCAAGGAUAAACCCCAUUUGAUCAUGGUGGAAACACAAAGAACGCGUUCGAACAACAUGAAUUCCACGCUUCCAAACGUAUUGUUGAAUUAUACUUUGGAAAACAUGAUCUAUGCUGUGCUUUACACGCUCAAAACUGAUGCGGUGAUAAUCCCCAUGAACGCUAAUAAUAUGAUCAGUUUCUGGCUCAAUCGGUUCGUCGAUAAGAAGUCAUUGGGCUCGAACCCCAAAAAACUUCGCAUAAAAUUGGCAUUCGAAUGGCUUGCUCGUGAAGAUUUGCGGCCAUUUAUCUUUCACAAUUCUCUUCCACCAGACUUUUCCAGUUUAUCCACCCCAAACAAGUCUAGAGCAUUGCUAAAUGCAUUGCAAAUGUCGCCAAAGGAAAAAGUCGACGACUUGAUCGAUAGCUUAUUGUAUGCAUUGACUGCGAACGAAAUUGUCACCAACCAGAAAAAACUAGCCCGCGCAUUGGAACAGGACCAAGAUAUCGCUGCACUCGUGCACAAUUUGAACCAAAAUCAUCUACGUCUAAUCAGCCGCCUAGCAGCCGACGGUGACGUUACACUAGCUAAGAUUUAUGCAAACAUGUGA
This is a messenger RNA of Meyerozyma guilliermondii ATCC 6260, 951 nucleotides long. It is a transcript of the gene CCE1, whose product is annotated as cruciform cutting endonuclease. Gene Ontology annotation, molecular function: DNA endonuclease activity; crossed form four-way junction DNA binding; flap-structured DNA binding. The record is from RefSeq and is a predicted model, not a curated record. Gene Ontology annotation, cellular component: mitochondrion. The transcript has a single exon. Lineage: Eukaryota; Fungi; Ascomycota; Pichiomycetes; Serinales; Debaryomycetaceae. The coding region runs from base 1 to 951 and encodes 316 amino acids.